AUGGCUGAACGUUUAAUAGGAUUUAUUAAAGAAAAAAGUAGUGCAAUCAUAACAACUGUCCAAGAACAUGUUUCAUCAGUGACAGACACAACAGGAACACUUGCAAAACAAAAAUUAUUACAAACAUUAAUUUCAUCAGGUGUUGUACAAAGUGAACAUAUUCGACAUGCACUUCAAAUUGGUAUUGGUCAUUUUCUUGAUUGUCAGAUUGCUAAAACUGCCCAUACAUCUGAAUAUAUUCAACGAGAGAAAUUCCCAGCUGGUGGUACUCAAGUAACAAGACCACAUUCUUUACCUGAUUUUGAUAUUGAAGCAUAUGGACUUGAUAUAUUUUGUACUUUAAUGGAUAUUUAUGGUAUUGAUCCAUUGACAUUAAAGGAACAUGUAUGUGAAGGUGAACUUAAAGAAAUAGUAAAUCCAUCGAAUUCCGGUUCACUUCUUUAUCUUACAUCGGAUUCAACAUUUCUUAUAAAAACUGUACGUGAUUAUGAUGCAAAAUUUAUUGAACAGAAAUUUUUAAAUGAAUAUUUAAAUUAUGUUAAACGUACACCUGGUACAUUUAUUUCUAAAUUAUUUGGUAGUUUUGGUUAUAUACCAUAUUUAUCUGAACAAACUAAAAUAACAGUUGAUUCAUUUACAUUACGUUUUGCAAUAUUUCAAAAUUUUAUUCCAACAAAAAUUGAAAUACAUGAAAAAUAUGAUUUAAAAGGUUCAUCUUAUGGACGUGAUGCAAAUGCACAAGAAAAAAUGAAAACAUCAGCAACAUUUAAAGAUAAUGAUUUUCGUGAAAUACAUCCAAAGGGUUUGAAAUUACCUAAAAGUGUAUAUUAUCAUUUAAAAGAAGUUCUUACACGUGAUGUAGAAUUUUUAGAAAAACUGAAUAUUAUGGAUUAUUCAUUACUUUUAACUGUUCAUAAUAUGGAUAAUCAAGUAAAACCAAUACGUGUUACACCACUUGAAUCAUUAUUGGGUAAUGUUCGUGAUACAUUUCUGAUUGGUAUGACACAAGACAUUGAUCAAGGCGAUAAGAAAAAUAAAGAUGAAAAACCAAAAUUAGUAUUAAAAUUUAAAAAACCAAUUGAAACAUUAGGUCUUGGGUUUAAAGAAGUAUCAACAUAUGAUACAGAGAAUUCCAAAGAAUUUGGUGGUAUUCCCGCAGUUAAUGAAAAAGGUGAACGUCUUCUUCUAUUUUUUGGUAUUAUCGAUUUAUUACAAACAUUUGAUAUCUGUAAAGUUAUGCAACGAUCAUAUCAAACAGUUGAAAAUCGAGAAGCUGUUGAUGAUCGUUCUAUAGUUGAAGCUGAUUUUUAUGCCAAACGAUUUAAAGAAUUUCUUUUUGAAAGUGUUUUUCAGCCAGCUGACGAUGAACUCAAAACACAUCCUAUUUCAAUGAAUGUUUUCUCUCUUCCAUCGAGUUCUCAAAAACAAUCUGAUCAGAAGUCCAAUCAAGCUUCUGUACUUAAUGCUUUUCCAGAUGUACAUCGUCUUUAA
Adineta steineri is the source of this 1491-nucleotide messenger RNA. Lineage: Eukaryota; Metazoa; Rotifera; Eurotatoria; Adinetida; Adinetidae. The record is from the annotation of a GenBank genome assembly.